This is a messenger RNA of Chroicocephalus ridibundus (black-headed gull), 3307 nucleotides long. RefSeq names its product matrix metallopeptidase 28 (gene MMP28). NCBI's taxonomy places the organism in Eukaryota, Metazoa, Chordata, Aves, Charadriiformes, Laridae. The record is from RefSeq and is a predicted model, not a curated record. Gene Ontology annotation, cellular component: extracellular matrix. Gene Ontology annotation, biological process: collagen catabolic process; proteolysis; extracellular matrix organization. The coding region runs from base 56 to 1582 and encodes 508 amino acids. Gene Ontology annotation, molecular function: zinc ion binding; metalloendopeptidase activity. The transcript is spliced from 8 exons.
GAGUCGAGCCGAGCCCGGCCGGGUCGGCGGCGGCCGGUGCGGAGCGGGGCCGGCGAUGGGAGCGCGGGCGGGCGGGGCGCUGCGGGCCGCCCUGGCGCUGGGGCUGCUGGCGGCGGCGCAUCCCGCACCGGCCGCUCGGCAGCGCCGGGAGGCGGAGCUAUUCCUGGAGAAAUAUGGCUACUUCGGCGAGCGGGGGGCCGGCACGCACAGCCCCGCCGAGUUCACGGAGGCGGUGAGGGAUUUCCAGCGGGUGACCCACCUCCCGCUCAGCGGGGUCUUGGAUGCCCCCACGCUCCAUCAGAUGGCCCUGCCGCGGUGCGGCACGGGGGACGGGGAGCGCCGCGCUGCCGGGGCACACCGGGAAUCCGCCGCCCGGCGCCGCAGGCGCACCACGCAGCACGGCGGGAGGUGGUACAAGCGGCACCUGACCUACCGGGUGGUGAACUGGCCCUCCUACCUGCCGCAGCAUGAGGUGCGCCUGGCUGUGAAAGCCGCCUUCCAGCUCUGGAGCAACGUGUCCUCGCUGGUGUUUUGGGAGGCGCGGGAUGGCCCGGCCGACAUCCGCCUGACCUUCUUCCACGGGGACCACAACGAUGGACUCAACAACGCCUUCGAUGGGCCAGGAGGUGCCCUGGCUCACGCCUUCUUCCCCCGGCGCGGAGAAGCCCACUUCGACAGUGCCGAGCGCUGGUCCCUGCACAGCGGCAAAGGGCGCAACCUCUUCGUCGUGGUGGCACACGAGGUCGGCCACACGCUGGGGCUGGAGCACUCCCCCGUCAAGAGCGCCCUGAUGUCUCCCUACUACAAGAAGCUCAGCAAGGAUUUCGUCCUCAGCUGGGAUGACAUCUUGGCCGUCCAGAAUUUGUACGGGAAGCCCUCAAAGGGCUUGGCCAUCCAACUCCCAGGAAAGGUCUUCACUCACUUCCAGGACUGGAGCGUGGACCUUUACGGUGGGGACCGGCAGCGGAGGAGCCUCAGCGCCUAUUACUGCCACUCCUUCUUCGAUGCCAUAACCGCUGACGCGGAUCACAACCUCUACAUCUUCAAGGGCAACCACUACUGGCUGGUGCCAGCCAGCGGCAACGCCAGCGAGCCGCAGCCCCUGCAGCCGCGCUGGCCCGGCCUCCCCCCCGGCAUCGACGCCUGCGCCUGGUCCCAGCUCAGCGGCAAGUUCUACUUCUUCAAAGGUGGGCGCUGCUGGCGCUACACGGGCUCCACCUUGGAGGCAGGUUUCCCCCAGAAAUGCAGCGCCCGCGGCCUCCCGCGGCACCCCGACACCGCGCUCUACUUCCAGCAGCUGCGGCGCCUGGUCCUCUUCAAAGGGCCCAAGUACUUCGUGGUGAGCGAGGAGACCCUCGGCGUGGAGCCCUACUACCCGCGCAGCCUGCGGGACUGGGAGGGUUUGCCCCCCGGCACGGCGGGCGCCCUCACCCACCGCGACGGCUUCGUCUACUUCUUUCGGGAUGACCAGUACUGGAAAUUCGACCGGGCGAAGCUGCAAGUGGUGGCCACCGGCAAAUGGGCCACCCAGCUGCCUUGGAUGGGCUGCUGGGAUGCAAACGGUGGGCAGGUCCUCUUCUAGCAGAGCGGGCUGGGACGAAAUGGGGGUGGGCUGAACCCCACCUCGCUCGCCGCUGCCCAGAUCCACUUUUAAUUGACUCUGGAUUCCUGCCUGGGGACAGUUCAGCAGGGACCAGCAGGUCGGGGCUGCCCGCGGAUGACCGGAGCCGUGGCUCGGUGGAGCGAUGCCCCGGCGCAGCAGGGAUGCGGGACGGGGCAACCAUCAGCCCAGGCACCAUCUGCGGCGGCCAGGUGGGCUGGAAGCUUUGGGAGACAAUAUUUUUUUUAAAAAAAAGACCACAAAAAACGGUAUAAGCCAUGGAGACUGCAAACACACCCGUUUCUGUUAAUGUUCCGGAUAUCCUUAACGCUUUUUUUUGUUUCAAACUGGGGCUGGGGUUUGUUGAUACUUUUUAGCUGUUUUCCCGCGGUCAGGCGGAGAAGUGCCGCACCGUGGCUUGGUUUGGGGCUGGGGUGGUUUUAAAGUCGAGACUGAGAAUGUUUCCUGGUUAAAACAAACAAAAAAAGAGACGUUUGGACAAAACCAGGGGUCCGCGUUGAGCUUUGCCCCCGCUCCUGCCUCCUCCCCUCCCGGGGAUGGCGGGUCGGCACCUCGGGGAGGAGCCCAUCCCCUGCGGGUGCUUUGCUGGGCUGCGGUCGCAUCCCGGCUCUCUGCCGAGGCGCCGGCUGGAGACAGCAACACCGUGGGAUUUUGGGGGAGAAAGCAGAGGGUUUGGGUGUAGGAGCCUCUUUGGGGUGAAGGGAGGAGGGAAGAACAGCUGAGCUGCCGACCGCGUCGCCGUGGGAUGGUGCUGUGCAGCUCGAGGGCAGCAGGAGCACGGCAGCUUGGCUUUCUGGUGGCUUUGGGAUGGCUGGGUGGCUUCUCCGGUGUCUAAUAAGGGUUGUGCUCACCCGGCAGCUUCCUUGUGUACAGAGAAAGUGUCUGUCCUCUGCUCUGUGGCAGGAUCAACCUAUUUUUGAGUCCUGUGGCCCUCUGCCACCCUUGGGUGAACUGGGUUGAAGAAUUACUGGGGGAGGAGGGGGGUGAAGAGCGGGUGCGCAGGACAGAUGGACGUGUCCGUGCAUGCAGGCUCACGAGGACAGCUCGGCUGCAUAUUCCUCAUUCCUUUCCCAAAGCCGGCUCCCCACCUCGAAACGCCGCUGGCUCCUGUGCACCGAGUCACCGGUCGCGUCUGCGAAGGGCCGUCGUCUCCCGCUGCCCGUGGGGCAGCGCCGGGGCUCCGAGGCCUGAAGGCAGCGGCAGCAAACGCCAGCUCUCGGUGACGACCAGGACAGGGCCCGGGUUUCUUAAAAUGUCCUUACGUUUGAGAGAUUUGGGGGAUUUUUUCACCACGCUGGGGGGGCUGUACACAUGUGGGCUGCUGCUUCGCUGGUGGUUCUCCCGGGACUCAGACCCAGGACUGCUUCGGGUCGGUGGCUUUGGCACUGGGCUGCGGCCGGUCCUGCCGUGCCGGGGUCCCGUGCCGAGAGCCGGCACGAGCGGGUCUGUCCGUUUUCCAUAAUAUUUGUGAACGAGCCCUUCCUGCGCCCACGCGGACACGGGGAACUUCAUCUGCUCGUGGCUUCAAAUCUCAGGGGCUUUUCAGUGUUACCAAAGAGUUACAGGGCCACCUCAUUUUGAUUUUUGAACGGAAUGAUAAUAAGGCGACGUCGCUUCCAGGGAGUCCCAAGGGCUUGGAGACCUGUUGGCAAAUAAAACGAACCUCUGGAUAUGCGGCGUUGGGAU